AUGAGAUGGAUUAAUGAUGAAUGUCAAGUUAUUUGUGAAACAGUAGCAUUUGGUAUGGGUAUUGAUAAAAAUAAUGUUCGUUUUGUUAUUCAUUUUUCUAUGCUACAAUCAACUGAAGGUUAUUAUCACGAAUCAGGUCGAGCUGGACGUGAUGGUGAAAUUGCUAAUUGUCAUCUUUUCUAUUGUUAUGAAGAUUUUAUUAAAAUGAAACGACUUAUAUUAUAUGAUGAUGAAUUAAAAUGUUCAGUGCAAACAAAACAAGUUCGUAUUAAUAUUAAUCUUGUUUAUGAUUAUUGUCUUAAUAAAGUAAUUUGUCGACGAACACAACUUUUAGAAUAUUUUGGUGAAUUAUUUUCAUCAUCUGAAUGUAAACGUAUAAUGUCAACUGAAUGUGAUAAUUGUCGACAAGUAUAUAAAACAUCAUCUAUUGAUUGUACACGAAUAUCAAUUGAAAUUUUAAAAUUAGUUUCGGAUUUAAAUCAAACAAAUUCAAUAUUAUCUUAUAUUAUUGAUAUAUUACGUGGAAUUAAUAAUAAAACAAUUCGAGAUGCUGGUCAUCAUCGUUUACAUGCAUUUAAUUCAUGUCAUCAAUUAACUCGACUUGAUACCAUUGAUGCUGUUCAUGAAACAAUUGAACAAAUACGACCAAAUCAACAGAAUUCUCAAGCAUCAACCACUGCUAUUCAUUCAUUUACAUUGGAUAAAUCUGAAGAUACCAAAAUGGAUGUGCUUAGAAUGGAAAUUGAAAAUACGAUUAAAAAUAAUAAAUUUACGAAUUCAUUCAAUAUGAAUAGUCUUCAUCCAUUCAAACAUGAUCUAGAAGCUGCAUUAGCUUCAAUAGAUGCUUUUACAGCAGCAUGGAAUGGAGACAAAGAUACAGUACUAGAGUUCGUAAACAAGUAUCCAACACUUAAAGACAAACCUGGUCUACAUGGAACAACUCUAUUAUAUUCAGCAGCCAAAAACAAUUGUGAGAUGCUCGUCAAAUAUCUUAUACAGGAAGCUCAUUGUGCUGUAAAUGCUCAAAAUGAACAACAGCUUGAAGAUGUAUUGCAAAUACAUGUGUCAAGUACAAUUGCAUCAAAUGCAUUAACACGAACAAUAACGCCCGUGCUUCAAAUAAUCUUUCUCAAUCGUAAAGGUUAUCAAAUUAUAGUUUCGUAUAAUACAACAGCAGGCGACAUUACUGGUACUUUUAAUGAAUACUCAAGCAAAACUCAAACAAAAUUACUUUCAUCAUGCUUAUUAUGCAUACGUGAAGCAUGUCUUGCUCUUAUUAAAUUAUCUCGUUGUUUAAAUUUGGAUAAAAACAGAAUAAAACAUUUAUUAGAUCGUAUGCGACGUCUUUUUCCAACAGAUAUUAAAUUACCACGUACUGCUACAGAAUUAAUGAAGAUCAUUGGUAUGUGCAACAAAUAG
Rotaria sordida is the source of this 1419-nucleotide messenger RNA. Lineage: Eukaryota; Metazoa; Rotifera; Eurotatoria; Philodinida; Philodinidae. The record is from the annotation of a GenBank genome assembly.